Molecule: messenger RNA, 2067 nt
Organism: Drosophila elegans
Lineage: Eukaryota; Metazoa; Arthropoda; Insecta; Diptera; Drosophilidae
Exons: 4
Coding region: 266-1984 (572 amino acids)
Biological process (GO): regulation of transcription by RNA polymerase II
Cellular component (GO): nucleus
Molecular function (GO): DNA-binding transcription factor activity, RNA polymerase II-specific; RNA polymerase II transcription regulatory region sequence-specific DNA binding
Source: RefSeq, a predicted model, not a curated record
UUUCAACUAAGCUCCAUAGCUUUUUGUUCAGUAAUUAAGUAUAUAACGUUUUUUAUUAUAUCGAGGCCACCAAUUUUUUUUUCGACGCCGUUGCGAUCUUCAUUGCGCGCGCAGUGUUGAAAAGUGUGUUUGAAAUAUUAACGCUUUGUUUUUUUCUGGUACAGCGUCGGUUUUCUGCUGCUCCUUUCCCAAAUUCUAUUAUUAAUUGCCAGUUUAGUUCUUAUUAACGUUCGCGUGGCCAAUUAGGCAGAUAAUAUAAGCAGUUAUGGACGAUUCGCGCAGAUCGAUGGCGGGAAAGAUCGAUUCCCGCCGCUCGUCGAUGGCGACCAACGAUGAGAGCGUUACAAUGUACCUCUCCUUUGACGCGGACGACACUCUGUCCAGCAAGUGGCAAUCUGCAAUGGUCACACAGAGCAGCCAAUACUUGGAGGUGCACAACAGCAAGCUGGAGGCCAACGUGGAGAAGGUUUCGGAAGACCAUGAUCUCAGGCGCUCCGUCCUGAAGGAUCUGCAGCAGCUCGCCAUUGGCGAACCGGACCAAAGCUCUCCACUUCGCCCAUUUGACAAGAGUAUACUCAACCUGCACAACGCCUUGUGCUCCACUCCCUCUAAGGACAAACCUCGGGCCGACUCCGUUCCACAGAUUUUGACCAUGGACCUGACUAAUGUGGACGACAAGGAGAACACCCAGCCGGAUGAGGAUAACCAUACUGGCGGCGAAAACUCAACGCUGUCCAGUUCCGUGGACUUGACCGCCAACACGGUGAAGGCCAACACCCUGAAGACCGAGGACGCCACCAUGGAUGAUGUCUCAAUGCAGGAGACCCCCAAGCCCCAGGCUCCAAGCCAAGUCUAUCCUUUGAGCGCCAACGUGGUUCUGGAGAACAUAACUGAAGUGUCCAAUGAAGGUGUGUCCAUGCUGGCCUCGCCAACUGAAAAGGAGGUGCCCCAGGUCACAGAGGUGGUAAACGAAGUCACGGAGUUAAUUGCCAAAGCAUUGAAAAUCUCCGCCGACUCUGUCAAGCCAUCUUCUUCAAAAUUAAAAGUAGAGGUGGGCAAAAAGAGGCAGUCCAUGUCUUCCACCAAUUCGGGCGCCUUGCCACGCCCGCGACGCUCGUUUCUGCCUACCACCAGUGCCGAAACCCGCACAUACUCAUUCAAGCAGCGCAUGUCGGUUGUGGUCAAGACCACGCUUAAUAGUCCAGCCCGCAAGCUGAGUGCGGGCGGCGGCUUGGCAGUGAACCGCCGCAGCUGUUUGCCAGUGUCCAAGCUUACAAAGGCUACCAAUCGCAAGUCGCUCGCUGUCACCAGCAGCCGUUCGCCCCAGAAGAUCACACCCAAGCUAGCCAAACCUCCGGCCAAAAGCAUUCCGGACUCUGUAUUUAACUGCAAGUCUUGCGGAACCAACUUUCGCUUAAAGUCACUGCUGGAUAUGCAUAUGCGUGCGCACGACUUGGUGGACAACGGACCCAAGACGCUGAAGCGUCUGAAUACCAAUCCAGCUGGGGCGGGCGUCUCCAAGAACCGCUGCAAGUUCUGCGACAAGAACUUCGCCCUGGAGCGCGCCCUGCACAUUCACUUGAUGCAAAACUGCGACAAGAUCCCGCCGGCCGAGAAGCGCAAGCUGCAGUUCACCGAACUGAACCACGAGAAGAAGGCCCAGCUGCCCAAGAUCGGUGCCAUCAGUGUUGUUCCCGCACCAGUGCCUGUGCCGCAGAAGCCUCAGCACCGCAUGAGCACGAUUCCAAAAAUGGCUUCCUCGAAAAUGGCUCAGCCAAUGGCCCCGCCGUCCGUAAAGAAGAUUCCCAAGAAUGUGGCGCAUGCCGGCGUUUACCGUACUCCCACUAAGUCUGUGCCCUGCCACAUCUGUAAGCAGUCCUUCAAAAGCAUACUCGAGUUCACCAACCACAGCCUGACUGUGCAUGCAAAGAGCCAGCCGCAAGAGGUGACCGGCGGUGAGGAUGCACAGAGUGCCAAGGAUUAAAUCAAAUGAUUCGUGUGUAGCCUAGUCUAGGUCUAAGUUUAAUGUAAUUUAAUCUCUCCCAGUUUAAAUGCACAUUAACAUUA